Messenger RNA from Linum trigynum, 2369 nucleotides. Lineage: Eukaryota; Viridiplantae; Streptophyta; Magnoliopsida; Malpighiales; Linaceae. The record is from the annotation of a GenBank genome assembly.
CUUACCAAUCCAGGUCGAACCCAAAACAAAAAUCCCUCUUCCAUUUCUGGAUUUCGAUUACUUAACUCGCAAGUAACGUUUUUCGCGGCCUUUUUUCAGACUCGAAUGAUGGACCACAUAAACCAUCUAGCAUCUAGGCUCACUCUAGAUGAGCAGAGGACUCAGAUGACACUAUGGUCCAUGGCCAAGUCCCCUCUAAUGUUUGGAGGAGACGUUCGUAAGCUCUACGAGAAUGCAACAUUCGACAUCAUCACCAAUCCCACAUUGUUGGAAAUAAACCACUUCAGCUCCAACAACUCAGAGGUUCAUCUUGCUAGUGGCGACGAAACCAGAGCAUGGAUCGCGAGUGGAAGAGCAGCUAGGAGAUAUACCUAGCUUUCUCAACCUUAACAACACACGGGCGAUGGUGUCAACAGCUAUGUCGGACAUAGCCACAGCUCUUCCAUGGAAGAGGGUGGUGCGAUGAUGUCGAGGAAAAGAAGUUUGGAGCGGGAGAAAUAUGGGUGUUAUGAAUCGCACGUUGUCUAUGGCAGUGGAAGCUCAUGGCUCUGCUCUUUUUGUUCUUAAUUGUAGCUGAAAAGUGGGAAUUUACAUGCAAAGUUUAUCAUUACAAUCCUAACCUAACACUUAGGCCGCGUUUAGUAUCGAUUUGUUGCAGUUGUGGUUGUAGUGGUGUUGUGUAAACAGAUGUACAACCACAACAGGAAGAAAAAAAAAACAGAAAACACAAACCUGUUUAGUUGAUAAUCUGAAAAAUAAUGAAAGCAGACAACAAGAAACAAAAACGCGUUCAAUUACUACUAUUAGAAUAAAAACCAGAAAAGAGAGGAGGCGGCAGCGGGGGGAAAGGAUUCGAAGUCGGCGACGGGAAUCGAGAGGAGGAGGCGGCAGGGGUUGCGAGGUCAGGCGACAGGGGAAAGGGAGGCGGCGGGGGCAAAGGGACGAAAUCGACGAGGAGGGGGAGAUGGACGAUAUCGGCGGCCUGGGUCUCGAGAGGAAGAAGUUGAGAGAGGGAGAGAGCUAUUGGGCGGCGGGUUUGGGAGAAAAUGAGGGUAGGGUUGGCCGACUAGGGUUUGGAGGCGGGUUUGGGAGUUAAAAAAAAGAGAAAUUUUUUGCUUUAGGUGGGAUUCGAAGUGAGGGUUGUUUUAAUGAAAACAAACUGGAAUCCCGUGUAAAACAGGUACAAGAAUCAAAUCCAAAGCAAUAAAUUGUUGUUUCUCAAAUUUGGGCCCUGUUGUGCAAAUCUGAUACACAACAAAAAAUAGAAACCCAACUAAACAUAUUUUUUUUCUUGGUUUCUCCAAUCUUGAAAAACACAACAGAAAACAAAAAUAGACAAGAAUACUAAACGGGGCCUUAGAUAAAGAGGUUCUCCAUUAGAAUGUACUCAAUUUUAAAUUUCCAACCUUCUGAGUAAAUUUAGGAAGGAUAUUUUUGUCAUUUUAAUUAAAAUCCAAAACAGUUUGUUAAUUAUACAAAUGGAAAAAGUUUGGGUUAAUACCUUAUUUUCGCCGAACUAUAACCAUAUAAUCAGCAUUGGUCAGUGGUUUCAGAAAUUCCCACCUGACCUCAACUAUACACUAUACAUACUCAAUUGGCCCGACUCAUGGUUUGGCCGUCAAUUUGAACGGUCAACACCGUUGACCGUUAGUCAACGGUCCAGGUCAUUGCCAUAUCAGCACAAAACCAAAAAAAAUUCAAAAUUCAAAAUAUUUUAUUGUUUUUUAUCUAAUUAAUAAGAUAAUAAAUAAUGGAAAAAAUAAAAUAAUUUCGGAACCCACCCCACUAUCAUCUCCCUACCUUUCUUCUUCCAUGUAUCUCUGUUUCCACCAUUACCAAGAACAGAGUGAAUGAGCUCAAUCCAAAAUCCUCAAAGUCACAUUGUCUUCUCUCCAAAACCCCUUCGAAAUCGGCGGCGGCGGCAGCUCCCGUGAGGCGGCAACUCCAUUAUCUGUAAUCUCCCCCUUUCAGCCUACCAAUAUGUUCCCCUUCCCCUGCAAACAAGAUUCUCGGCCUCAGAUUUAGGAUUCGGGAUUGGGGCUCGGUCUGAGUGAUUGUGGGUUAUGGGUUGGUGGCCGAGAUGGAGGGUUGCCGAUAGACUCGCGACCACUGUUGGGAAGGAAGAAGCUGGGUUCGAGCGAUGAUGCCACUGAAAUAGGUGAAGAGGAAAGCCUGGAUUUUGAUGGUUCUCGUUGUGGCCAAGCUGCGACAAGAAGAUAGCAACGGAGCUUCCAUCUCCGCCGAGCGCCUCUCUCAUUUGCCUCUUCUGCCACCGACUGAAACCAGAAAGAGAAUCGAAAUGUCUGAAAUGGGCAAGAAGAAGAAGAAGAACAAGAAGCAGGGGAAGGGAAGAAAGACCCAAGAAGAGA